Molecule: messenger RNA, 3584 nt
Organism: Protopterus annectens (West African lungfish)
Lineage: Eukaryota; Metazoa; Chordata; Ceratodontiformes; Protopteridae
Gene: UHRF1
Product: ubiquitin like with PHD and ring finger domains 1
Exons: 17
Coding region: 115-2412 (765 amino acids)
Biological process (GO): negative regulation of gene expression via chromosomal CpG island methylation
Molecular function (GO): protein binding; ubiquitin protein ligase activity
Source: RefSeq, a predicted model, not a curated record
GUGGAUGAGUGCACUGGUUGAGCUAGUGGCGCGAGAAAGCUUUGCAUUUAGCGGUUGUAUUAUUGUGUACCAAGUGUUUGUUUUUUUAUAAACCUUGUCAAUUUAGUUUGAAAGAUGUGGAUCCAAGUGCGUACCAUGGAUGGUAAGGAAACCCACCGCAUUGAUGAUCUGUCCAAGCUCACAAAAGUGGAGGAACUUCGUGCAAAAAUUAAGGAAGCUUUUGGGGUUGAUCCUGAGCAGCAAAGACUGUUUUAUAGGGGCAAACAGAUGGAGAAUGGACAUACUCUGUUUGACUAUAGUGUUGGAUUAAACGAGAUUGUACAGCUUCUGAUAAGACCUGCAAUAGUACCAUGCCAGCAGCCAAGUAAAGAGAAAGAUGAGGAGUUGUCAGACACAGAUUCUGGUUGUGGUUCAGACAAGAAUUCCAGCAAUGGUGAAAGCGUCUCUGAUAUGGAUGGGCAGGCAGGCACUGGUGUCCAAACUGAGCUUACGGAUCCUGGAUUUGGGUUGUACAAGAUAAAUGAGUUUGUGGAUGCUCGUGACAUGAACAUGGGAGCUUGGUUUGAAGCUCAGAUUGUUAAUGUGACCAGGGAAGGAACUACGGUGGAUUCUGGAAAUGAGAACACUUCUAAUGAGAGCAUUGUGUACCAUGUGAAAUAUGAAGAUUAUCCUGAGAAUGGAACAGUGAAGCUGAGUAGUAAGGAUGUUCGUCCAAGGGCACGCACUCUCUUGCAGUGGCACCAGUUGCAUGUUGGACAGACUGUGAUGGUGAACUAUAACCCAGAUGAACCAAAAGAGAGGGGCUUCUGGUAUGAUGCAGAAAUAUUGCGAAAAAGGGAAACGAGAACCAUCAAGGAAAUAUAUGCCAAAAUUGUGCUUGGGGCUGCUGGUGAUUCUCUGAAUGACUGCAAGAUUAUUUUUGUUGAUGAAGUCUUCAAAAUUGAGGAACCUGGUAGUUCUGUGUCUGCUGGCGCACACAGUCCAGCCAAAAGACAGAAUGGGCCCGAAUGUAAACACUGUAAGGAUAACCCAAAGAAGAAUUGCAGGAUGUGUGCUUGCCAUGUGUGUGGUGGGAAAGGUGAUCCUGACAAACAGUUGUUGUGUGACGAAUGUGACAUGGCAUUCCAUACCUACUGCCUUGAUCCGCCACUCACUGAAAUCCCUGAUGAUGAUGACUGGUACUGUCCAGAUUGUAGGAAUGACACUUCUGAGGUAGUCCUGGCUGGUGAGAAAUUAAAAGAAAGCAAAAAGAAAGCAAAAAUGGCAUCUGCCAGUUCUGCUUCCCAGAGGGACUGGGGCAAGGGCAUGGCAUGCGUAGGCCGGACGAGAGAGUGCACAAUUGUCCCUUCUAAUCACUAUGGUCCUGUACCUGGGAUUCCAGUUGGCACCAUGUGGAAAUUCAGAGUGCAGGUUAGUGAGUCUGGGAUUCACAGACCUCAUGUGGCAGGAAUACAUGGGAGGAGCAAUGAUGGAGCUUAUUCUUUGGUGCUAGCUGGAGGAUAUGAAGAUGAUGUGGAUAAUGGAAACGAAUUUACAUAUACUGGAAGUGGUGGUCGUGACCUUUCAGGUAAUAAACGUACUGCUGAGCAGUCAUGUGAUCAGAAACUCACCAACAUGAACAGGGCUUUGGCUCUUAACUGCAAUGCUCCCAUAAACGAUAAAUUAGGAGGUGAUUCAAAGGAAUGGAAAGCUGGCAAGCCUGUUAGAGUGGUGAGGAAUGCCAAGGGACGCAAACAUAGCAAAUAUGCACCUGAAGAUGGCAAUCGAUAUGAUGGCAUUUACAAGGUGGUUAAGUACUGGCCUGAAAAGGGGAAGUCUGGUUUUCUUGUCUGGCGAUACCUUCUCAAACGAGAUGAUGAUGAGCCUGCUCCAUGGACCAGGGAAGGGAAGGAAAGAAUUAAAAAACUUGGCUUAACUAUGCAGUAUCCAGCAGGCUAUCUUGAAUCUGUUGCCAACAAGGAGAAGGAGAAAGAAAAUGAGGAAUUGGAAACUCCAAGCAAAAGGAAAAGAAAGUCCAAAUCAGGUGAUGAAGAUGUAGAGUGCUCUCCUAAAAGACAUAAAGUUGAGGCGUACAAGUUAAGUGCUGAGCAGAAGCGUUUGAUUAAGGAGGAUGACUUGAACACAAAAUUGUGGAGUGAUCUACUGGAUGCUGUGAAAGAAGGACCAAAAUUCCUUUUGAAAGUGGAAGAAAAUUUUUUGUGUAUUUGCUGCCAAGAGGUGGUGCAUCAGCCAGUCACUACUGUGUGUCAUCACAAUGUCUGUAAGGCUUGCUUGGAAAGGUCAUUCAAAGCAGAUGUGUAUUCCUGUCCAGCAUGUCGACAUGAUUUGGGUAAAAAUUACAAUAUGCAAAUUAAUAAACCACUGCAGAAACUUCUCAAUCAGUUCUUUCCAGGUUAUGGCAAUGGACGAUAAUGCUUCCUUUUCAUGUCUGCCUGGCCAAAUUCUCCAGUUUAUUCCAGGGACCUUAUUCUUUCUUGAAAAAUUGGUUUUGUUUGGCAAGUGGCUUUCUCCAAAUGUGGUGGUCUCGACUGAAUUUUUUCACAUGGUAAAACUUGGGACAUUAAUGUGAAAGGUCUUCCAAUACUUCGUGGAUUUGUGGCCCAUAGUUAUGGCCCAUGAGCUAAUAAAACUGCAGCAUUUAUUGUUACUGUAAUUAAAAGUGCAUGCUCUUUGUUCAGUGAAACAAGUUAGAUUUGUAGCCUGUGGGCUUGGCAUCAGUUUUUCUGUUUUCAUUUUAGUUUAGAUCUGCACUAGGCAGCUUGACUAUUAAAUACAUAACGCAUCAUACUCCAGGCUUAAAAGCUGUUCUUCCAUUAACCACUACAUUGGAAAAUGCCAAUGAAGUCUGAGGGCUGCUGCUUAAAACUUUGGUAAGCAUUCAAGUACUUGAGAGGAAACAUCCAACUACCUCAAAAGGCUUACCUUCUUGAUAGGGACUGGAGAAAGUUUAGCCAGACAUUGCUUUUUUUUAAUACUUCUAAUUGAUUUGAAUGAUUGGAGCUAUUUAAUGCCAUGUGAUCUCUUGGGAUUGUGGCUCAUAACCACAUUUUAGCACUGAAAUGAUAGAAACUGCGAAAUUCCAUCAGUUUGGGGUGACAUGUCUUGCAUUUUCCAAAAUUUUGUUAAACAGGCAUUUUUAGCAUGGAUUUUGCAAGUUUUUAUGCAUUUUUGUUCUGAAGCAAGAACUUUAGUAAUGUUUUGAUUCAUAUUGUUUGAAUUAUUAGAUUUAUCAAUUGCAGGACUGCAAUUUCUGAAAUUAUUUGUAACAAGGUUUUAUAUCCUAUUUGUAAUGCUUGCUGUAAAUGAGGCCAGAAGAGCAUUUAACAGUUAUUUUGUAUAUUGAUUUAAUGUUGAUACACAACCAAAGGGUGCAGUUGAAUUUACCUCAGUGUAACAGAAACUUGAUAUUCACACUUUACUGCUGAUCAGACUGGAACAAAUGUACAUUCUUGUAUAUUCUUUUCUGUGUUUAGUAUGGUAAUGUAACACAUGAAUUUUAUGUGGAUCUUAAAGAAAUUUGAGAAGACUUUUUUGAUAUUCUCAAUUAAAUACCUGCCUUUAUAAGGUUGAGUUUUUUUACAUCA